Mya arenaria is the source of this 1353-nucleotide messenger RNA. Its product is annotated as rho GTPase-activating protein 19-like. The record is from RefSeq and is a predicted model, not a curated record. The transcript has 6 exons. Gene Ontology annotation, molecular function: GTPase activator activity. Gene Ontology annotation, biological process: signal transduction; regulation of small GTPase mediated signal transduction. Gene Ontology annotation, cellular component: cytoplasm. Bases 1 to 1353 code for a protein of 450 amino acids. Lineage: Eukaryota; Metazoa; Mollusca; Bivalvia; Myida; Myidae.
AUGGUGUGUACACCAAAUAAGUGUUCACCUGCUUCUGAUAAGUUCACAAAAAUGAAGGAAAAGUAUCUAAUAAAAAAGUGCAACCUGAAAGCUAUGUUGAUAUCCAAAGACCUGUGUGAGACUGAGGGUGUGUCCCAAAGAAGCGGGCCGACCGAGGCAGAGCGUGGGGUAAGGCGUCUCCGUGACGCCAUGCCGGAGAAGCUGACGACAUUCUGCAAGGCACACCUUUCCAUUCUGCUCGAGAUGGACGACAGGAAACUCGACGAGAUCGUCCCAAACCCCGUCACCGACCUUAUCGCCAACAAGAAGAAGGCCACCACAAUAUUCUCUAAGAAAAAAGAUCGCAGCGCUAGCUCGACCCCGUUAUCGAAGGAAAUGGUGUUCGCCAUGAGUAAGCUUGUGGACUAUCUCUCUCGACCAGAAAACAUCGAGACCGAGGGCAUCUUCCGCAAGACUGGCAACGUGGCCCGCCAAAGGCUUCUCAAGGGUUUGGUUCUUGGGGAUACCGGGGACUUCAACCUGAACGACUACACGUUCUCCUCCCACGACGUGGCCACCGUUCUCAAGCAGAUCCUCUCUGAGCUGCCCGACCCUCUUUUCACUCAGAAACAUUUCGAGGCUCACCUCAAGAUUGCUGACAUGAGCAAGUUGUGUGUGUCGGAGCAAGAGAAGAAGCGCGCACUGGAGAAGCAAAUCAAGUCCCUUCAGAUGCUGAUGUUGCUUCUGCCCCGGGAGAACGCUGCCUUCAUCGAGACCCUCCUUCAGCUGCUGCACCGCUGCGCAAGCUGCCCAGAGAACAAGAUGGCCACCGCAUCCCUCGGUGUAGUAUUUGCACCUAGCCUCCUCUGUCCCCGAAAGCUUUCCGCUGAGGGCCUCCAUAGCGUCUCUGGAACACUGAGCAAAGCAGUCACCCUGAUGAUCGAGAAUACGGAGUCAAUCUUUAAAGUUCCACGCGAGAUUGCAGCCGACGUAGCAAACUUCUGGCAGGAGACGAAGAACCCGAGUAUUGAUCCGCUCACUCCUCAGCCCUGCAACGAAAAGGACCGCGCAAAUAUACAGAAGAAACAGUAUUGUAUAUUCCAGAACGGUAGCUCGAGCGUUGUGAACACCGUCCACACAAUUGCGGAGAGAAAGUCGCCCGAGGAGUACACAUGCGCUCAGGACACAAAGACUGCCCUGGCCCAGCUGAUUGCCCAUGUCCAGUUUGCAAAGAAACUCCUUAAACCGUUCAACCGCACCGGUAAAGUGCAAAACAGCACCGAGAAGGGAAAGCAUUCGCGCAGUAGGUCAUUUGGCGAAUCGAUAAAGCGUCACAGUCCAGCUGUUUACAUCGUCAACAUGGAGCACCAGUGA